Messenger RNA from Trematosphaeria pertusa, 912 nucleotides. Its product is annotated as Esterase/lipase. The record is from RefSeq and is a predicted model, not a curated record. Bases 1 to 912 code for a protein of 303 amino acids. The transcript is spliced from 3 exons. Lineage: Eukaryota; Fungi; Ascomycota; Dothideomycetes; Pleosporales; Trematosphaeriaceae.
AUGCGCACAGACGUCUCCUUCCAAACCUGCGACAACGUCACCCUCCGCGGCUGGUUCUACACCCCCACCAACAGCCCCCCAUCCCCCCUCCCCUGCCUCAUCAUGGCCCACGGCUUCUCCGCCCUCAAAGAAAUGGACCUCGACGCCUUCGCCUCGCACUUCUGCUCCGCCCUCCCACUCACCUGCCUUGUCUUCGACAACCGCGGCUUCGGCGCCAGCGACACCGGCCUCAGCCAGCCGCGCCAGGAAAUCCUCCCCGCGCAGCAAAUCAGCGACUACUCGGACGCCAUCACGUACGCGCAGACGCGGCCGGAUGUGCAGAAGGAUAAGAUUGCGGUCUGGGGCUCGUCGUACAGCGGCGGGCAUGUGCUGUGGGUCGGCGCAGUGGAUCGCAGGGUGAAGGCUGUGCUGAGCCAGGUGCCAUGCGUGGAUGGGUGGGCGAAUUUUCAUCGCCUUGUGCGGCCAGAUUUCGUGCCGCAGAUGAAUGAGCUGUUCAAGAGUGACCGCCUUGCGCGCGCGGCGGGCGAGCCGCCGGGCUUGCUUCCCGUCGUCGAUGCCGAUGUGCACAAACCUUCUGCGCUGCCGACGCCAGACAGCUACGCGUUCUUCAGCGCGUGGGGCGAGAAGAGCGGGUGGAAGAACGAGGUUACCGUUAAGUCCAUCGAAGCCUUCCGCGAAUACCUGCCCUCCGCGCACAUCCAUCAUAUCGCGCCCACGCCGCUACUAAUGACCGUAGCUGAGUGCGACGUCCUGACGCCGACGGAUCUGGCGCUCGAGGCGUAUGCGCGUGCGCUGGAGCCGAAGCGCCUGCACAUUCUGCCAGGGGGGCAUUUUGAUGCGUAUUCAGGGCAGUACUUUGAGAGGAAUUGUAAGAGGCAGGUGGAGUUUUUGAGGGAGUUUUUGUGUGGGUAG